GGACUGCGAAGAGGGAGGGAGGCGGGGCGCGACGGCAGGAAGGGCUGUGGCUGGAACUGUGACGGGGGCAGGGCUGUGGGACCGAGCGAGGCCCGGAGUCGACGCAGGAAAGGGAGGACGGAGAGAAGAGAAGGGACCUUGUGUGCAGAGCCCGUGUAGCCGAGCCGGGCCGGGCCGCAGCGACCCAGUAGUUUCCAAGAGCUCCAGUCAAGGGCAAAGAACCAGUGGAGGCUUUGAUUCAGUAAAGAUUCAUGAAUUCAGUGUUAAGAGGUCCUGAGCCAUGGCAGUGUGGAUCCAAGCCCAGCAGCUCCAGGGGGAUGCCCUGCGGCAGAUGCAGGCCCUGUAUGGGCAGCACUUUCCCAUUGAGGUCCGCCAUUACCUCUCACAAUGGAUUGAGAGCCAGCCAUGGUAGGGACUCCAUUGACCUGGAAAAUCCUCAGGAGGGUGCCAAGGCCACACAGCUGUUGGAGGGACUCAUCCAGGAACUGCAGAAGAAAGCUGACCAUCAAGUGGGCGAGGAUGGCUUCCUUCUGAAGAUCAAACUGGGCCAUUAUGCCACACAGCUGCAGAAUACAUACGAACGCUGCCCCAUGGAACUUGUGCGUUGCAUCCGGCACAUCUUGUACCAUGAGCAGCGCCUAGUGCGAGAGGCCACAGAUAGCCCCUCCCCAGCUAGCAAUCUAGCUGAUGCCCUUUCUCAGAAACACCUGCAGAUCAACCAGACCUUUGAGGAACUGCGCCUGGUCACUCAGGACACCGAGAACCAGUUGAAGAAGCUUCAACAGACGCAGGAGUACUUUAUCAUCCAGUACCAAGAGAGCCUUCGCAUACAAGCCCAGUUUACUCAGCUUUCCCAGCUAAACCCCCAGGAGCGCAUAGCCCGUGAGCCUACUUUGCAGCAGAAAAAGGCAUCCUUGGAAACUUGGCUGCACCGUGAGGCGCAGACGCUGCAGCAGUAUCGUGUGAAGUUGGCUGAAAAGCACCAGCAGACACUGGCCCUGCUGCGCAAGCAACAGACAAUUAUCUUGGAUGAUGAGCUGAUCCAGUGGAAGAGGCGGCAGCAGCUAGCAGGGAAUGGAGGGCCUGCUGAGGGCCCUUUGGAUGGCUUGCAGGCCUGGUGUGAGAAGCUGGCUGAGAUCAUCUGCCAAAACCGUCAGCAAGUGCGCCGUGCUGAACAUCUGUGCCAGCAACUACCCAUUCCUGGGCCCAUUGAGGAGAUGUUGGCUGACCUCAACACCACUGUCACAGACAUCAUUUCUGCCCUGGUUACUAGCACUUUCAUCAUUGAAAAGCAGCCUCCCCAGGUGCUGAAGACCCAGACCAAGUUUGCAGCCACAGUAAGGCUGCUGGUUGGGGGAAAGUUAAAUGUCCACAUGAACCCCCCACAGGUGAAGGCUACCAUAAUCAGCGAGCAGCAAGCUAAAGCCCUACUGAAGAAUGAGAGCACCCGCAAUGAGAGCAGUGGUGAUAUCUUGAAUAACUGCUGUGUGAUGGAGUAUCAUCAGGCAACUGGAACGCUGAGCUCUCAUUUCCGCAACAUGUCCUUGAAGCGGAUCAAGCGCUCAGACCGACGCGGUGCUGAAUCAGUAACUGAGGAGAAGUUCACCAUCCUCUUUGAAUCCCAGUUCAGUGUUGGCGGGAACGAGUUAGUCUUCCAGGUGAAGACCUUGUCUCUGCCUGUGGUGGUGAUUGUGCAUGGCAGCCAGGACAACAACGCCACUGCUACAGUGCUGUGGGACAACGCUUUCGCAGAACCAGGCCGUGUGCCCUUUGCUGUGCCUGACAAGGUGAUGUGGUCGCAGCUGUGUGAGGCCCUCAACAUGAAGUUUAAAUCUGAAGUCCAGAGCAGCCGAGGUCUCACCAAGGAGAAUCUGCUCUUCUUGGCCCAGAAGCUCUUUAAUAGCAACAUGAACCUCCUAGAAGACUACAACAACAUGGCUGUCUCCUGGGCCCAGUUUAACAGGGAGAACCUUCCAGGGCGAAAUUACACAUUCUGGCAGUGGUUUGAUGGGGUCAUGGAAGUCCUGAAGAAACACUUGAAGCCUCACUGGAAUGACGGGGCUAUCCUAGGUUUUGUCAAUAAGCAGCAAGCCCACACCUUGCUAAGCAACAGGCCAGAUGGAACCUUCCUUCUGAGGUUCAGUGACUCUGAGAUCGGAGGUAUCACAAUUGCCUGGAGGUUUGACAACACUGACAGAAUGUUCUGGAACCUGAUGCCUUUCACCACCCGUGACUUCUCCAUCCGCUCCCUGGCAGACCGUCUUGGUGACCUCCCAUACCUCCUCUAUGUGUAUCCUGACCGUCCCAAAGAAGAGGUCUUCUCCAAAUACUACAUGCCACUUCUUCCAAAGGCUGGGGAUGGAUAUGUGAAGCCACUGAUCAAGCAAGUCGUGCCAGAGUUUGCCACUCCAUCUGGAGACUCUACAGGUGGAGGGACUACCUACAUGGAGCAAGCUUCAUCCCCAGCUGUCUGCCAUCCGUCCCACUACAAUACAUAUGCACAGAAGCUACCUGACCCAUACUGCCCCUUUCUCUCUGUCUCAGUGCUGACUCCGUUCUGGACCCAGAAGGGGAUUUUGACCUGGAUGACUCAAUGGAUGUGGCACGACAUGUGGAGGAACUGCUGAGGCGCCCCAUGGACAGCCAGUGGAUCUCUCAUGCCCAGUCAUGACCCUGUCCUGUUCCCUGGAGAGACCAUGCAGAGACUGUGAAAAACGGGGGGCACUGCCGUAAAGGAGUGCAGCUGCUGUGGGGGGAUGCAUUUCCUCACCCCAUAGUGAGGGCAGGCUUGCCCUGCUUUGACUGAGGGGGUUGCCUGAGAGGCAGUGGGUGUUGUCUCUCCCCUUGCCCAUGUACAAAAGGCAGUGGAGUGUAUCGCUUGGUUUUCCCAGCUGCUCUUCUGAGAGGCUUUUCUCAGGCCUUUCGCUUUGGCACACUGCCUCCUUCCGCCAAGCUACCAUUUGAUCUGUGUUGGGAAUCAUUCCCUCCCCUUUUCCCAAUCCUCCCAGAAUUCAGCACACUGCCAUCCUUUGCCCAGGAGCCUUCUUGUUUUUUUGGGAGAAGAGGGGGCUGAGCUGUGGAGGAGAGUAGGCCUUAUUUGAAGUAUCACCUUUUGUAAUCUUUUUUGUGUCGGACAUUUCUUUUCUCAGCUGUGCCCAGGAUAAAUGGUGCGUGUGUGUUUGUGUCCACGCACGCCUGCAUUUGGCCUAUGUUUCAUGUGUGCAGCAUUCUGUGCAAGAGACGCUGACUCAGUGGGGGGGCUGCUUCUCUUUGGACCCCCUGCAGUACCCCACGCGUAACAGGUUCCCCUGGGUUGACAAGACCCUCUGGAGUCAUUUUCUGUCCCCCACCAUAGCCUAACCUAGCCCCUCUCUUUUUGCUUUGUCGCAAGAUAGUCACUUACCUCUUGGCUCCUGCAUCUAUAGUACCCUUGGCUUUUGACGGACCCAACAUUUUGUUCACAGGUAUCACAGGUUCAGCAGAUUGCUGAAGGUGUUUUUUGAUUUUUAAAAAAAUAAGUUGCAAACAAAGUGCAGAUGUUAGAAUUGGAAACUAUGUUUCCCCUGUUCAGGUGGCAUGGAAAGCAGACUCCAGGAUUUCAUUGCUGGGUUCAGAGACAAAAGGGAUGCCCUAAGUAGAGAGUUGUAGGCGCAUGGACAAAUUCUGCCAGACCUAUUUCUCUUUUCUUCUAACCCUCCCCCCUUCUCACCCUUUCAUCUGGUUGAAAAAUGGGAAGAACAACUCCCACCGAGCAUUUAUUUUUAUACCUACUAGUCAAUAAAGCUCAGGCUAUUUUAACAGAAAAGUUACAGAUUUUUCUCAUCUAUGUCUGUGAGCAGGUGACUUGUUAGGAAGAUGGAUCCAGUUUCCGAUCCAGCCCCCCCCCCGUGUUUUUGCUAGCAUCAACAAAGCAAGUGUACAGCAAACAGUUAUCCAGUUCGCUUUUUUAAAUUCAGAUUUUCCUGCGGGGUGGCUGUAUCAGGAGAAUGACGGCUCUUGGAUCAUGCUCAAAUGGUUAGAUUGCAUCUCCCACUAACAGCAGGCAAAUGGCAAAGCCAAAUUCUCUUCCAGCUCCCAAGUGUGUGUAGGAUGCAGCCCAAGUUUGUCCUGAGGACCCUGCUACAGAAUGUUCAAGGUUUAGAAGAUGGCUUAUUUUAAAAGCUGAAAAGUAUGGGAGGUUUGCAAGAUUUUCAGAUGGCAGGAUCAGUAAACAUAAGGAGCUGCCUUAUGCCAGGCCGGGGUAUUAUUCCAUCUGGUCCAGUAUUGUCGACUCUGACUGGCAAUGGCUCUCGAAGGGUCUUCAGCAGAGGUCUCUCCCGUUAUCACCUGCUACCUGAUGUCAGGGAUUGAAUCUGGAACUUUCUAUAUGUGUUCUGCCACUAGGCUAUGGACCCUCCCUGGUCAUAGGGCCUCUUCCAGCUGUUUCAGACACCUUUUUUGAACCUUUUGUAGUGUGUUGAACACAGAAACAAACAUUUUUGUUACCCAUAGUGGAAGGGGAAAUUUGGGGGGAGGUAGAAGACUACUUUUGGCCAUAUUGCACUUGAAAACCUGCACUUUUGUUGAUCCUUCUGCUCAGUAGCCAGAGACAGCCCUCACCAAGAGGAAAGGUGUGGCGGCUGCCUUGCUUGGUAGAUGUUGGUUACUGUUAAGGGUGGCUGAGUGGGAGGCAGAUCUGACCCAUGGGCACUAUUCAUUAGAAAGUUCUAUGCAUGCCUCAUCAAAAGGAACAGGAGCUGCAGCAUCAGCUACUGUACAUUAUAGAAACUUGUGCUGGAGAACCUCGCAGUAGAUAGUGAUCUGUAUUUGUGUGGGCAAAGGAGUGCCAUUUACGUUUUCCACUAAGACACAACAGUGGCCUGGAGCUGAUACUUUGCGUAACAGGGAAAAGCUGUUUCUUAGUGGUAGAGCACAUGCUUUGCAUGUAAAAGGCUGCAGGUUCAAUCCCUGGGAUUUCCACAUACGACUGGGGAAGAUCUCCAUCUGAAACCCUGACAAGCCACUGCCGGUCCUUAUAGGCAAUAAUGAGCUAAAUGGACCAAUGGUCCAAUUCAGUAAAAAGAAGCUUUCUGUGUUCCUAAAUUUUAUGUGACACAAGGCAACAUGGCAAAGCAUUAUGCUUAAAUAAGAUGAUAAUAAUAAUACCACUGUGAAUUGUGUACAGAUAAUUAAAAUUCCUUACAAGAGACUGAAGGGUGGCAAAUUUAGUUUCAGGAAUGUGGUAUAUCAGUCCAGCGUCAGACUGGUACAUAAACAUUGAUCAACAGCCUGACACAGAAUCGGGUGUGGUGGUUUCCUCAUUCUUUUUCCAUUUGCACAGGGCAAUGUGAUCCACUAGGAGGUUGUCCUGUGGGGCUCCUACAAGAGAGCACCGUGUUUCCAUUCAUUUCCAUUGCACACAAAUUCUUAGUGGAUUGUGCCGGUUCAAUUUUCACUAGUGCGAACAGGUCUGUCCAAGCAACAAUUGCAAAUAUUGCUAGUAUUUUCAAAGUGGGGGAAAGCACCCUAAAAACAGGGAGACACAACACAAAUAUUGCACUAUUUUAAAUAAAGACUUUGCCAAAUCUAUGAAGAGUUUUGAUGGAAUAUAAAAAUAUUUUUCUGCUAAAAUGUCACUCUCUAAAAAGAAAAUAAAGAAGUCAUGGGGCAAGUCUGAUUUCUUUUGUAUUAAAUUUUAAAAGGGGGGCGGCUCAAGAGAUAUAAAUUAAAAUGCCUUUAUGUUUUAUUUGGAACAAAAGACACUUCUAUGUGGAAAAACAUGUUUUGAAAGAUGUUCUCUAGCCCUGUGCUACCAAUAAAAGUGUUGUCUGUAAUUUUGCAGGGGAAGUAA
This is a messenger RNA of Rhineura floridana, 5830 nucleotides long. RefSeq names its product signal transducer and activator of transcription 5B. The record is from RefSeq and is a predicted model, not a curated record. Gene Ontology annotation, biological process: growth hormone receptor signaling pathway via JAK-STAT; regulation of cell population proliferation; regulation of transcription by RNA polymerase II. Gene Ontology annotation, molecular function: DNA-binding transcription factor activity, RNA polymerase II-specific; RNA polymerase II cis-regulatory region sequence-specific DNA binding. The transcript has 19 exons. Bases 252 to 2627 code for a protein of 791 amino acids. NCBI's taxonomy places the organism in Eukaryota, Metazoa, Chordata, Lepidosauria, Squamata, Rhineuridae.